CCAUCCCCCUCCUCCAUCUGUGAGCCACGAGGCUUCUCACAGUCGCCCACCCCGCCCUGCUCUCGGAACCUGCAGGCCUUGGCCUAAUGGCGGCCUGAGGCAGGGGCCUGGAGGCCGAUCCCCCCGCCACAAAGGUUGGGGGUCCGUGGCCAGAAGGAGGACCCAGGCGAGGCUGAGAGGGACUCCGGCAGAAGCUGAAGGGGACCCCGUGCACGCGUUACUUUGGCUAAAAGAAGGUGAGCGGCACUCUGCCCUUCCCGAGCAAGCAUGGAGCAACAGGAUCAGAGCAUGAAGGAAGGGAGGCUGACGCUUGUGCUUGCCCUGGCAACCCUGAUAGCUGCCUUCGGAUCAUCCUUCCAGUAUGGGUACAACGUGGCUGCUGUCAACUCUCCAGCCCUGCUCAUGCAACAAUUUUACAAUGAGACUUACUACGGUAGGACCGGUGAAUUCAUGGAAGACUUCCCCUUGACGUUGCUGUGGUCUGUAACCGUGUCCAUGUUUCCCUUCGGAGGGUUUAUCGGAUCCCUCCUGGUCGGCCCCUUGGUGAAUAAAUUUGGCAGAAAAGGGGCCUUGCUGUUCAACAACAUAUUUUCUAUCGUGCCUGCGAUCUUAAUGGGAUGCAGCAAAGUCGCCAAGUCAUUUGAGCUUAUCAUUAUUUCCAGACUUUUGGUGGGAAUAUGUGCAGGUUUAUCUUCCAAUGUGGUCCCUAUGUACUUAGGGGAGCUGGCCCCUAAAAACCUGCGGGGGGCUCUCGGGGUGGUGCCCCAGCUCUUCAUCACUGUUGGCAUCCUUGUGGCCCAGAUCUUUGGUCUUCGGAAUCUCCUUGCAAACGCAGAUGGCUGGCCAAUCCUGCUGGGGCUGACCGGGGUCCCCGCGGCGUUGCAGCUCCUUCUGCUGCCCUUCUUCCCCGAGAGCCCCAGGUACCUGCUGAUUCAGAAGAAAGACGAAGCGGCCGCCAAGAAAGCCCUACAGACGCUGCGCGGCUGGGACUCCGUGGACUGGGAGGUGGCGGAGAUCCGGCAGGAGGAUGAGGCAGAGAAGGCCGCGGGCUUCAUCUCGGUGCUGAAGCUGUUCCGGAUGCGCUCGCUGCGCUGGCAGCUGCUGUCCAUCAUCGUCCUCAUGGCCGGCCAGCAGCUGUCGGGCGUCAACGCUAUCUACUACUACGCGGACCAGAUCUACCUGAGCGCCGGCGUGCAGGAGGACCACGUGCAGUACGUGACGGCCGGCACCGGGGCCGUGAACGUGGUCAUGACCAUCUGCGCCGUGUUUGUGGUGGAGCUCCUGGGUCGGAGGCUGCUGCUGCUACUGGGCUUCUCCAUCUGCCUCACAGCCUGCUGCGUGCUCACUGCGGCUCUGGCACUGCAGGACACGGUGUCAUGGAUGCCAUACAUCAGCAUCGUCUGUGUUAUCUCCUACGUCAUAGGACACGCCCUUGGGCCCAGUCCCAUACCCGCGCUGCUCAUCACUGAGAUCUUCCUGCAGUCCUCUCGGCCAUCCGCCUUCAUGGUUGGGGGCACCGUGCACUGGCUCUCCAACUUCGCCGUGGGCUUGAUCUUCCCAUUCAUUCAGGAGGGCCUUGGCCCGUACAGCUUCAUUGUCUUUGCUGUGAUCUGCCUCCUCACCACCAUCUACAUCUUCUUGAUUGUCCCUGAGACCAAGGCCAAGACGUUCAUAGAGAUCAACCAGAUUUUCACCAAGAUGAAUAAGGUGUCUGAAGUGCACCCGGAAAAGGAGGAACUGAAAGAACUUCCACCUGUCACUUCGGAACAGUGACUCCGGAGAGGAAGCCAGUGGAGCGGGUCUGCCAGGGGCUUCCCCCUUUGGCUUAUUUUUCUGACUUCUAGCUGUCUGUGAAUAUCCAGAAAUAAAAUGACACUGAUGUGGAAUACCGUCCUCAUCUCCAGCCUCCCACCCCAGUGGGAACUGUGCAAAGCUGGGCUGUCUCUCUCCAGGUUGGCCUGUCACCAGCCCCGAGUCAAGCAAACAGCUGGUUCUCCACUUUGCUGUGUCAACCUUUGUGUGGGUCCUGGUAGCAUGGCUCCACCUUGCUGGGUCAGCCUUUAUGUGGCUCCUGGUAACAUAACAAAAGCAGUUACUAUAGUGGUGAGAUGGAAGGAAUCAAAUUUUGCCAGAGAAACUAACUUGGUGGCCCCGACAGGUCUUCCGGGGCCAUGGGCAUUGUUUAGAGCCAAAUUCAUCCUCUUACCAGAUCCUUUUCCAGAAAUACCUGUCUAGGAAGGUGUAAUGUCAGAAACAAUGACAUCCGGAAAGCUGAGGAAGAGGUUCCUGUGGAGACACUGAGUCAAAAUUCUUCAUCCUAAAUUAUAUUGUUAGUGGAAAAUGGAAUUGCUUCUGUGUAGUCAAUAAAAUGAAUCUGAUCACUUUUCAACAA
Rhinopithecus roxellana (golden snub-nosed monkey) is the source of this 2392-nucleotide messenger RNA. It is a transcript of the gene SLC2A5, whose product is annotated as solute carrier family 2 member 5. Gene Ontology annotation, biological process: fructose transmembrane transport. The transcript is spliced from 13 exons. Gene Ontology annotation, molecular function: fructose transmembrane transporter activity. The coding region runs from base 268 to 1773 and encodes 501 amino acids. Gene Ontology annotation, cellular component: membrane. The record is from RefSeq and is a predicted model, not a curated record. Lineage: Eukaryota; Metazoa; Chordata; Mammalia; Primates; Cercopithecidae.